AUGAGCGUCUCCGCCUCUAUACAGCUCGAGUCCGUCUCGACCCGGAUCGUUGACGAGCUGGAGCCCGGCGACGGCGCCUCGUUCCCAAAGGUGGGCGACAAGCUGCUGGUCCACUACACGGGCUGCCUCGCAGCGACGGGCCGCUGCUUCGACUCCUCGCGCGCGCGCGGGCAUGCCUUCACCUUCACCGUCGGCUGCGGCAAAGUCAUCAAGGGGUGGGACGUGCUGCUGCUCCGGCUCUGCAAGGGCCAGCGCGUGAAGCUCCACGUCGGAGCGGUGGACGGGUAUGGCGCGGCCGGCUCGCCGCCGAACGUGCCGGCGAACGCGGACUUGUUGUUUGACGUGGAGCUGAUCGACAUCAACGAGCCGCUCGUCAAGGAGGGGAUCCGCUACCGCAAGGAGCUCGAGGACAAGGCGCGGCGCGAGGUGGAGGAGCAGCAGGAGAGAGACGCAAAGGCGGCGAUGGCCUCCGAGGGGCCAAAGGCGGCCGCCUCAGGGCCGAAGCGGCCGCGCGAGUCGGACGAGUCAGGCUCCGGGUCCGACUCGGACUCGUCGUCGUCGUCGUCGGAGAGCAGCGGCGCGGCGCGGAAGCGGAAGGAGAGGAAGAAGGACAAGAAGAAGGAGAAGAGGGAGAAGAAGAGGCGCGAGAGGAAGGAGGCGAAGAAGAGUAGCAAGAAGGAGGCCAAGAGAGGCCGCAAGAAGGAGAAGAAGAAGAAGCGCGACCGCGAGACAGUCCAGCGCUCAGUCAUCACGGGCAAGCGUCGCGCGCGCCGCGCCGCCCUGCUGGCGCACAUGAACGAGGGCGAGGGCGAGGCGUAUGGCGUCGCCGCGCACGCGCCGGUCCCGCCUCGGCCCGACACUGCGCAGAUGCGCGACCUAAUGCAUGCGGCAGAUGCGGCGCGGCGCGAGAAGCGGCAGCGGCUGGGCGCCCUCGUGCGUGGCGGCGGAGACGACUUUGCCGGCUCCAUCGCGCGCGAGUACGCGACGCAGCGCUCCAGCGGCGGCGGGAAGCGGGACGUGAGAGACGCAGCGGACUAUAUGAAGAAGGACAGCAACUUUUGAGGUGUGGCAACAGUGUUGCUGAAUCGUCCGUGGAUUGUUUCCGAACCACAAGGGCGGCCGCAC
Messenger RNA from Emiliania huxleyi CCMP1516, 1125 nucleotides. RefSeq names its product FKBP-type peptidyl-prolyl cis-trans isomerase. Gene Ontology annotation, molecular function: peptidyl-prolyl cis-trans isomerase activity. Bases 1 to 1062 code for a protein of 353 amino acids. The transcript has 2 exons. Lineage: Eukaryota; Haptophyta; Isochrysidales; Noelaerhabdaceae. The record is from RefSeq and is a predicted model, not a curated record.